UCCUUCCUAUUGGUACCAUGUCUCGCUCUGACUCUCACUAAUAUCCAACUUUAUUUUAUUUUUCAAACAGAGGGAUAUCCUACUUCUAGUUUCAUUUUUCAUAAACUGGAUUUUUCUACAGCCUGAGAAUUCAUAAAUGGAUGAACAAGAUAACCAAAGCCAAUCUGAGAUCAACAGCUAUCGUUAUGAUAAAGAAAUGAAUGGGAACAUGUUGGACUUGAACAAAAAAAGAAAGUUGCAGGCUGAGCAACUGAUUUUACCUCUCUCAAAGCAUAAUUGCUGGGAACAUCGCAUAAUUUUCAGGCCAGUUUUGGUGUUGGAAGAAAACCGAGUAGAAGACGGCAUGAUCACACACUUUAUUCAAGAAAAUGCUAGAGAAGAUGGUUCAGAUCCUGAAUCAGCAAAGGAUAGCAAUAGUUUUGUUGGUGAUUCUUCUGACUCUGCCAUGUCUGUACAGGGUGAAGCAAAAUUUGAAACAAAGGUUUCAAUUGGGCCUUCCACUUCAUCUUCAGCAGGGACGGAAGGUUCCGGAAGAGACGAAAUGGCUUUUGUAGCAGGGAAGCAAGACCCUUACCUUCAAUACAAUGAACUACAACAUCCGAAUGUUGGCGAGCACACUGGAGAAUUCGGAAUGACUUCUGAUUAUAUGUGCUCUGAACAUGGUAAUGAGGGCAUUGAACUAUAUACAGAUAAAGAUCUUGAAGAUAUUUUCUUUUCCAACCCGGCCGAUCCAAAUACGUUUGUCCUGUCUUCAGGAAGAUGGCCUGUUAACCAAGAAGCUGAAGCAGGCACUAUAAAACCGACAAUCGAUCAAGAAUUUGAGCAGUAUUUUUCGAUGCUCAUGCUGUAGUAGGGAUCCCUUGGUUGUAUGUAUAAUAUUUAUAGGUAAAAACUUGUAGUUGUAUCUCAUGUAUAAACUCAAGUUGAAAUGAAAUACGGCUUCUUGUUCAUGCUUAUUGAACAAUCUUAA
Messenger RNA from Mercurialis annua (annual mercury), 970 nucleotides. RefSeq names its product protein FAR-RED-ELONGATED HYPOCOTYL 1-LIKE. NCBI's taxonomy places the organism in Eukaryota, Viridiplantae, Streptophyta, Magnoliopsida, Malpighiales, Euphorbiaceae. The coding region runs from base 137 to 850 and encodes 237 amino acids. The transcript has 3 exons. The record is from RefSeq and is a predicted model, not a curated record. Gene Ontology annotation, biological process: response to red or far red light.